UCACAGGCGCGAGGAGAAGCGAAAGCCCCGCACGCUGUGAUCAAUGAACCGAUAAACCAUAAGCUUUAGCUUUGCCCAUCAACUUCUCAUCCAAGCCAACUCUCCCCUCCUCUCCUAGGUUUCGCCUCCGCCGCCGCCGACCGCCGCCGCCGUCGCCGCCGUAGACCGAUCGAGCGGGAGUGGGGAGGAUGACGACGUCGGAGAGGGAGCCGUGCCCGGACCGCAUCCUGGACGACGUGGGCGGCGCGUUCGCGAUGGGGGCGGUGGGGGGCACCGCCUUCCACUUCCUCAGGGGCGCGUACAACUCCCCCAACGGCCACCGCCUCUCCGGCGGCUCCCAGGCCGUCCGCAUGAGCGUCCCGCGCACCGGCGGCAACUUCGCCGCCUGGGGCGGCCUCUUCUCCGCCUUCGACUGCGCCAUGGUCCACGCCCGCCAGAAGGAGGACCCCUGGAACUCCAUCCUCGCCGGCGCCGCCACCGGCGCCGUCCUCUCCCUGCGCCAGGGCCCGCGCGCCACCGCGACGUCCGCCCUCGUCGGCGCCUCCCUCCUCGCGCUCGUCGAGGGCGCCGGCAUCUUGCUCACCCGCACCAUGGCCACCCUUCCCCAGGAGGACCACGCCUACCCGUUCCCGGUGGUGCCGCCGCCUGAGGAGGUCUCGGCCCAUGAAUCGAGCCCUAUCGCAUGGGUUAGGGGAAUUUUCGGGAGGAAGGAGGAGAAGCCUGCUGCUGCUGGUGGUGACCGCAAGUCGGACGUGUUGGAGUCCUUCGAGACGCCCAGCCCUCCAAUUCCAUCCUUCGACUACAGAUUUAAUUCGAUUUUGUGGAUUGACAAAUGCGCUAUCGUUAUGCUGAAACGAAGGGACAUCUGAUCUUCAAGUUUGGAUCUGAAGUUUCUAAUGAAUCGUACGAAGGAAGAGAGGACCAUUUUGUUAGAUAAACAUCAAACUUAGUUCAGGAUCAUAGAAUCACGUAACAUAUUUUGACCACUUACCGUCUCAUUACGUUUAAGUUAUUUCCUAACGCUGUUAGCUUUUAUUUAUUAUAUGGUAUAUGCUCUACUGAAAGUGAAGUUAGUCCAGAUAUCUCCAUUCUAUUACGUAGGUGAAGAGGCUCAAAUUUUUUAAAUGUGGAAUUAACAACAGUAUGCCUUCUUAAUAUGUACUUUGGGAUCUCUUUACUUUGUUUUGUUGUCUUUAUUUCUAUAUUUCAGCCAUGCCAAGCGUACCACGAAACUGAUGAGGUGCAGAUAUUAUGCAACUUGCAAUACAGAUGAGCUACAUAUAUGAAUUGGACGCAACUUA
Molecule: messenger RNA, 1301 nt
Organism: Oryza sativa Japonica Group (Japanese rice)
Lineage: Eukaryota; Viridiplantae; Streptophyta; Magnoliopsida; Poales; Poaceae
Product: mitochondrial import inner membrane translocase subunit TIM17-1
Biological process (GO): protein import into mitochondrial matrix
Cellular component (GO): mitochondrial inner membrane; TIM23 mitochondrial import inner membrane translocase complex
Molecular function (GO): transmembrane protein transporter activity
Source: RefSeq, a predicted model, not a curated record